Cladophialophora yegresii CBS 114405 is the source of this 1062-nucleotide messenger RNA. RefSeq lists its product as uncharacterized. Gene Ontology annotation, molecular function: oxidoreductase activity, acting on the CH-OH group of donors, NAD or NADP as acceptor. The coding region runs from base 1 to 1062 and encodes 353 amino acids. The transcript has a single exon. The record is from RefSeq and is a predicted model, not a curated record. NCBI's taxonomy places the organism in Eukaryota, Fungi, Ascomycota, Eurotiomycetes, Chaetothyriales, Herpotrichiellaceae.
AUGUCGAACGGACCUCUUGUCUUCAUCACGGGAGCUACAGGCCAUAUCGGCUUCGCAAUCCUCGUGCUCCUCCUCAAAAAGGGAUACCGAGUCCGUGUCUCCAGCCGCAAGCUCGCCACUGCACAAAAGCUCAACGACCUGCCUUCUGUCAAACCGUACGCCGACCAAGUUUCUUUCGUGGAGACCCCAGACGCCUUCGCCGACGCCGCGUAUGACGAUGCGGUGAAAGACGUCGACUAUAUCGUGCACGUUGCCUCGCCCCUGCCCGAUGAUUCCCAGACCGAUCCGGACUUUGACGUCGAGCAAACCUAUAUCGCGCCAGCCAUACAAGGCAACCUCGGCCUGCUUAAGGCAGCUCAGAGAUCCCCAACCGUCAAGCGCGUCGUCAUCACCUCGUCCGUUGCCAUCCUCGCCAAGAAGGAAGGCCGCGACACCGUCGGCCCAGACGACCUCGCUCCUGUGCCCGAGGUCAAAGACAUCCCGAAACACCCCCUGGCAGCAUACGCGGCGUCCAAGAUCCUGGCCAACGCGGCGGCCGAGGAUUUCGUCAAAACUCACAAGAAGUUGCACUUCGACGUCGUGCACAUCCUCCCCGGCUAUGUCCAGGGCCGCAAUGAACCCGUGACCUCAUCCCGUCAACUGGUCGACCGGCCUUCGUCCAACCAAACCAUGAUCAAAUUCCUCCUCGGCCACAAGGACGACACGCCGCGACCCAAUGAUGUUGUCCUGCUCGACGAUGUCGCCGCAGUGCAUGUCGCGGCCAUGGAGGGCCCCGACAUCAAGACAGGGGAACGGUUCAUUGCCGCCUACCCUCUGCCCGUGUCCUGGGUGGAUGUUGAAAGGGUGGUGAAAAGACUGUUUCCCCGGCAGGUGGAAAGAGGGAUCUUGCCGUUGGGUGGCGAAUGCCCGGACUGGGCUUUGCACUUUGAUCCGAGCAAGACGACGCAGAGGUUGGGCGUGGAGUUCCAUGGCAUCGAGGAUAUGGUGAAGAGCCUGGUGGGGCAGUAUGUUGAGUUGGUCGAGAAGGAGAGGAGGACGGGCACGCAGAGCACGGCAGCUUGA